Messenger RNA from Haplochromis burtoni (Burton's mouthbrooder), 1898 nucleotides. RefSeq names its product protein arginine methyltransferase 6 (gene prmt6). The transcript has a single exon. Lineage: Eukaryota; Metazoa; Chordata; Actinopteri; Cichliformes; Cichlidae. Gene Ontology annotation, biological process: peptidyl-arginine methylation. The record is from RefSeq and is a predicted model, not a curated record. Gene Ontology annotation, molecular function: protein-arginine N-methyltransferase activity. The coding region runs from base 91 to 1146 and encodes 351 amino acids.
GUGCCAGGCGAAACUACAAGUCCCAGAUUGUUUAAGGCGGAAAUAGCGAGACAAAACACGGCUAGGCUACAGCACAACACGGCAGAGAAGAUGUCGCGUGUUGUUAAAAAGAGAAAACUGGACGAAAUCCGACAGGAUAGGCUUUAUUUUGACAGCUAUUCCGAUGUGACUAUCCACGAGGAAAUGAUAGCGGACCACGUCCGAACCAACACGUACCGGACGGCGAUACUGAAGAACAGUGAGUCAGUUCGGGGUAAAGUUGUUCUGGACGUCGGGGCAGGAACCGGCGUUUUGAGCAUCUUCUGUGCUCAGGCUGGAGCUAAAAAGGUGUACGCCGUGGAGGCCUGCUCAAUAGCGGAUCAAGCCCAGAUAACAGUCAAACACAACAACAUGGAGGACAGAAUUGAAGUCAUUCGAGGAACAGUGGAGACGGUGGACCUGCCGGAGACCGUGGACGUGAUAGUGAGCGAGUGGAUGGGUUAUGCCCUCCUGCACGAGUCCAUGCUCAACUCGGUCCUCUAUGCACGCGACAAGUGGCUGAAGCCGGACGGCAUCAUUCUGCCGAGCAAAGCCGAACUCUACAUCACACCUGUUAUUGACCCGGUGGUGGAGGACCGCCUGCAUUUCUGGUACACAGUCAAAGACCAGUACGGAGUGGACAUGUCCUGCAUGUCCGGCUUCGCCCGGAAAUGUAUCAUGAACUCAGACAUCACUGUUAGCUCUGUGACCUGCGAGGAUGUUCUCUCCCACCCGGCCCGCUUCGCCGAGCUCGACCUGCACUCGGUCACCCCGGAGGAGCUGCGGUCCGUGAAGGGCCAGUUCAGGUGCGAGUCGUUCGGCUCGUCGGCAGUGAACGCAUUCUGUGUUUAUUUCACGGUGACUUUCCCGUGCCCGGAUAGCACGGCUCCCCUCGUUCUCUCCACGUCUCCGUGCAAACCAGAGACACACUGGAAGCAAGCGGUGCUGUACCUGGACGCUCCGGUGGAAGUGGUGCAGGACACACCGAUUACUGGAGAGGUUAGAAUGUAUCCCUCAGAGGAAAACGCCAGGCAUAUAUGUAUCCACGUGGACUACUCUAUAGGAGAGCAGAAGCGACAGUCCAAGACUUUUUCCAUCCCUGAUUGGAGCUCUGAGGCUCAGCCAUAGCGUGCCAUCAACACCAAAAUGCACUUCAUUCACCAUGUGUCACACCUGUAUGCCCAAGUCCUCUUAUUGUGUCAUGGUUAUCCAUGGCUCUUAAAAUUCCUGGGAAAGUGGUGUCACUUUAUAAUAUAUUGGCAAAAAUAUAAGAUCACAGUAGGCCUCCCCAGCAAAUGAAUGGACAGCUGCAGAUUAAGACACAGAAUAAAGAUUGGCCAAGGAAUUUAACCUUUUUGUGCAUGUGCAUGUCUAAAAAGUAAAAGCACACUUUCUUUAUUUAGUGUUUGGUUUUAAUUUUGUGUGUUUGAUUAGUUCUUUUACAAUUCAUUAAUUGAUUGAAUCAUUCAUGAAAUAGCCCCUGAAAUACAAAAGGAAAACAGCCUGUUUAUGCCCACAUCUUCAAAUGUCUUGUUUUUCUUGUCUUAGUAGAAAACACCUUCAAAAAUUAGUUGUUUAUCAAUAUGUUUAAGAUGAUUUAAAAGUUUUGAUACAUCAGUGUGUACUAGGAAGAAACCUUCAGAAAGUCUGGCUAAAAGAAGAGUUUGAGGUGAAUUUGUAGCUGCUUGUAAUCAGUCGCUCUGAGGCAGGUUUAUAAAAUGUUAAAUAAAUUCAACACCAUGCUGCAGGCAUCUGAUAUUCUGAUAAACUCGGCCAUUUAUAUUGUGUGGAAUCUCAUCAAAAUUCUGCAUUCAAAUGAGCAUCAGACCAAUAUAUUGACUUGGACUAGCUGCAGUCAGGCAGGAGGCUGCAUCCUACAU